Anthonomus grandis grandis is the source of this 5095-nucleotide messenger RNA. Its product is annotated as mucin-3A-like. NCBI's taxonomy places the organism in Eukaryota, Metazoa, Arthropoda, Insecta, Coleoptera, Curculionidae. The record is from RefSeq and is a predicted model, not a curated record. The transcript has 7 exons. Bases 392 to 4603 code for a protein of 1403 amino acids.
CUCGGACACCCAAAAACCAAAAAUAAAAGUGGUACCCCACCCUUAACCGUCGUCAUCCCUAAUAAAACCAUUUCCAAAAAGUCACCCGCUCAAAGUAAAAACAACAUGAAGAAGAAGAAGUUAACACCGAUUUAGGCAGAGCAAGUGAUUCAGUUCUCACGCAGAAGGUACUCGCUCCCCAAACCAUUUUAUAAAUAACCACUUUCGCUUAAGAGGCCAUCGAGUUCGGUUCCGACCAUACGGAAUUUCCGAAAGUUUUUCUAUUUCCAGUGGUGUUAGAAAUAGAGAGAGAAUUAAAUGUGUCGUGCGUAAUUCGAGCUGAGAUUAAUAUUCGAAAAAAAAAACGACAGAAAAAGUCACUAGUAACUAGUGUGUGGAGAAAACGAGAAGAAUGUGGUGCGGUUGGACUUUUUGUGUUUUAUGGAUAGUGGCCAGUCUGGAAAGGAUGACGUGUGAUAAUCCAGAGUUUUCUCCUCCGGUGUUGUUUCUAAAGGCAAACAUAAAUGGGAAAUUAAUUCCGGAUAGUUUGGAAAUACUUCCAUCUACACCCAAGAGUUCUGGUUUUAUGAGGGAAGUUCCGGAACAUUUAUUGGAAACUCCACUUGGUGGUAUAAAGAAAGGACACACGACCAAACGGAGUGCGACCGACGAUCCAGACAACCUAAAUCCGGAAAACACGCGGGCCACAACAAACUUCAUGACAGACAUUCCAUCCUUAAGCCUCAAGAACGUCGUAACGGAAGUCAACGUGCAAGAAACCUUCAACGGACGUACCAUAGAACGAAAACCCACUGCAGAAGAACUCCAAGAGGUCCAACGAAAAUUCUACAACAACAAUGAGAUCGACAUUGAUGAUGAUGAUGCAAUGUUGAUGGACAAAGAACCUUCUCAUCAACAACCCGAAGAUGUCGAAGACAUAUUUCAGAAAGAGCCUUCUAUAGCAGAAGAUGUUGAUGAUAUGGAGACGAUCCUUAAGGAUAACGAGGACCCUUUCAUACCAGACAACGACGACGAAGAGUUCGACAAAAUAUCGGAGCUAAUCAACAAACCGUCCAGGAAGUUCUACCACACUCGAACGCAAAACUUCUCGAAAGUCAAGGAGUUUAAUAUCAGCAUCAGUGAGAGCGAGGGAGACUCCUUUGAUGAGCAAGAGAAAGACGCGGAGUCAGAUUGGACAGAGGAGAUUGAUUUUGCAGAGGAAUCCACCACCACCGAACCUAGACUUUUGAAUGUAAUUGAUACAGAAGCAAAUAGAGGUGAAGAGGUCAACACAGUAGCUUCUGUAGAGCUGGCCCUCUUGAAUGACCUUAAUCUGGAAGCAAAUGGAAGUGAAGAGAUGGAGAGAGCUUCAGAGGAAGGAAUCACUAAGUCUGCAGUUACUACAGAGUCAUUUUCUUUUGCUAAGGAAGUAGUAGUAGCGUCUGUAGAGUUUACAACGCUGAAAUCUGCAAGUGUAGAUCCCAAUAGCACCAGUGAACUGCAUGCAAUGAGAGCAAAUGGAAGUGAAGAGGCUUCAGUGGAUCUUACUCAGGAAAUAACCACUGACUCUGCAUUAAAUUCAUCUGAUGUUACUACAGAAUCAUUUGCUUUUGCUAAGGAAGUAGUAGCAUCUUCUGUAGGCUUAACAACGCUGAAAUCUGCAAGUGUAGAUCCCAAUGGCAUCAGUGAACUGCAUGCAAUGAGAGCAAAUGGAAGUGAACAACUGGGAAAGGCUUCAGUGGAUCUCACACAGAAAACAACCACUGAAUCUGCAUUGGAUCUAUCUGAUGUGACUACAGAAUCAUUUUCUCUUGAUAAGGAAGUAGUAGUAUCUUCUGUAGACUUUACAACUCUAAAAUCUGCUAGUGUAGACCUCAAUAGCACCAGUGAAUUGCAUCUAAUGAGAGUAAAUAGAAGUGAAGAGGCUUCAGUGGAUCUUACUCAGGAAACAACCACUGACUCUGCAUUGAAUUCAUCUGGUGUUACUACAGAAGCAUUUUCUUUUGCUAAGGAAGUAGUAGUAUCUUCUGUAGACUCUUCAACUAUAAAAUCUGCGAGUGUAGACUCCAAUAGCAACAACGAACUGCAUCCAACGGAAGAAAAUGGAGGUGAACAGCUGGAGAAAGUUUCAAGAGAUUUUACACAGGAAGGAACCAGCAAGUCUGCAUCGAAUCAAUCUGCAGUAAGUACAGAAUCAUUUUCUUUUGCUAAGGAAGUAGUAGGAUCUUCUGUAGACUUUACAACGCUAAAACCUGGAAGUGUAGAUCCCCAUAGUACCAGUGAACUGCAUGCAAUGAGAGUAAAUGGAAGUGAAGAACUGGCAAAAGUUUCAGUGGAUCUUGGACGAGAAGCAACCACCAAGUCUGUUUUGAAUCCACCUGAAGUGACUAUAGAAUCAUUUUCUCUUGCCAAUGAAGCAAAAGUAUCUUCUGUAGACUUUACAACCUUGAAACCUGCGAGUGUAGAUCCCAAUAGCACAAGUAAACUGCAUCCAAUGAGAGCAAAUGGAAGUGAAGAGUUGGUCACAGUUUCAGUGGAUCUUACACAAGAAGCAACCACUAAAUCUGCUUUCGAUCAAUCUGAAGUUAGUACAGAAUCAUUUUCUUUUGCCAAGGAAACACUAGAAUCUUCUGUAGACAGUAGCACCAAUAAACUGCAUCCAAUGAGAGCAAAUGAGAGUGAAGAACUGUCCAUAGCUUCAAAUUAUCUUACGCAAGAAGCAAGCACCAAAUCUGCAGUGACUACAGAAUCUUUUUCUCCUCCCAGAGAAGCAGACGUAUCGUCUGUAGACUUUACAACCCUGAAACCUAUAGUUGUAGACCCCAAUAGCACCAGUGAACUUCUUCCGAUGAAAGCAAAUGGAAGUGAAAAUUUUUCAACACCUUCAGUAGCUCCUACAGAGGAAGCAACCACCGAAUCUGCAUUGAAUCCAUCUGAUGCUACUACAGAAUCAUUUUCUCUUACCGGAGAAAUAGACGCAUCAUCUGUAAACUCUACAACCCUGUCACCUGCAGGUCCAGACCUCAAUGAACUGAAUCCUAUGGGAGCAACUGGAAGUAAAGAUCUAUCCACACCUUUAGUAUUUCUUACACAAGAAGAAACCACCAAAUCCGCAUUGAAUCCAUCUGAAGUGACUACAGAAUCAUUUUCACCUUCUAGGGAAGCAGACGUAUUGUCUGUAGACUUUACAACCCUGAAACCUACAGUUGUAGGCCCCAAUAGCACCAGUGAACUUAAUCCAAUGAAAGCAAAUGGAAGCGAAGAUCUUUCAACACCUUCAGUAGCUCCUACAGAGGAAGCAACCACCGAAUCUGCAAUGAAUCCAUAUGAAGUGACUACAGAAUCAUUUUCACCUUCUAUGGAAGCAGACGUAUCGUCUGUAGACUUUACAACCCUGAAACCUACAGGUGCAGACCCCAAUAGCACCAACGGUUUUGCCACAUUGGGGGUAAAUGCAAGUGAAGAGUUAACCACUUCUUCAAUAGACUUACUGCAAGAAUUAACCAGCAAAUCUGUAAUCUUAAGCACCAUUGAACCUGAUGUGACUACAGAAGCAAUGAGUACAUUAUCUUCUGUAGACUUUACAGAUGUACCAACCAUACAUGAGCAACUAACUGAGGACCAACAUAUUGAAGAAGAAGUAGCCACGGUAAUUCAAGAACUCACAGACUCAACUGUGUCACCAUUAACUGAUAAUAAUGACUUACCAAUGACAACUGAUGAGCCUCUGGUUGAUUCAACAACUGUAAAAACUAUUGACCCAGUUACAACUCCUGAAGAUGUCCAGAGACCACUUGAAGAAACUGUGACAGAAACAGUUGAAGAAUCUUCUGAAGAAUCCACCAUAUCGACCAUCCUAAAGCUUCUAACGAAAGUGGAACCGAGUCCUUCGGAGGUGGCCUCGUUGUUCAACAAGGAAUUGGAGGCGAUUGAGGAGUAUGAAGAGGACGACUUUGAUGAGGAGUCUACAGGAUCUACCGGAGGGUUCGACGGUUACGAGUUCCUUAAGAAAGCCAAGAAGACCGGACGGGUUGAGAUGGAACCGGUGCUGAGAGGUACGAUAUUGAACAACAGCGCCGAGUUUUCUUUGAAGAUUAGCAGGAAGAAUGAAACCUUUUACGUGCCGUCUUCUGCUCAUAUUGAAGAAUGUGAUAACGUUCUUAAUAUCACUUGGAGAUCGUUUGGUGGGAUGAACAACUCUGUAGUACUAAAGUUGUUGGAUAAAGAGGACAUGGGGUUCUACAUCAUCAAAGAGAUCAUCACUAAUUUAAUGUGGAAAGAAAACGAAUUUGUAUCAUUGAAGAAACCCGUGGCGAUCACUCCGGAUGCAAUUCUGGAUGAUACGAUGCCUGGAAGAAUCAGGGUUGUGAUGAUGAAGGAUGGGACCUACGUCACUUUCUCCAACGUGGAAUUCUUAAAGAAAAUCGCCCCGGUGUCUAAUGCAAGAGAAAAUCUAGACAACCCAUCAACCCAAUCGAAACUAUGGCAUUUCGAGAUAGCGACCAUCUGCUUAGUGUCGGCCAUCUUCAUAGCAAUUGUACUAUACGUGUUAGCAACCAGAACUAGAAAAGGACAGAUUGCACUGAGGGAAAAGGACGACCUGCCACAAGUGACGCAUUGUUGAGCAUAGUGACCUUAGUGUAAUAAAUAUUUAUAGUGUAAAAGCCAAAGACUUUCUGAGAGAUAUGAUAGGGAGGUUCUAUGAAUGUUCUAAGAAUAUUCCAUUGUUGUAAUAUUGUCAGAAUAUUCAGAGAAUGUUCCCUCGGCUAUCUGGGUUUAGUGUAAUAUGUCACGUGACAACAGAGUCAUAUAAAUAUGUUGGUUCUUGUUGGAAUCUUGUCAGAACAUUCCCAGAAUAUCCGUCUGCUUGAUUAAGUGUGACGUGAGUUAAGAGUGUAAUUAAAUUUGUUGGAAUAUUUCCAGGAUGUUCUCAGAACAUUCCUAGAAUAUUCUUCUCCAACUACUUGGGUUUAGUGUGGUGUGACUAGUGACUAGACUAGUAAUUGUAUAUAUUUUGUAUAAGAAAGUUUUUAGUGCCAUAACAUGAGAUAUACAUAUUACAAAUUAUCAUAUAAACAUAGCUAUAGUACAUAUUUUGUUAAAUUAAUAAAAUGUU